Zasmidium cellare ATCC 36951 is the source of this 1209-nucleotide messenger RNA. RefSeq lists its product as uncharacterized. Gene Ontology annotation, molecular function: cysteine-type peptidase activity. The record is from RefSeq and is a predicted model, not a curated record. The coding region runs from base 1 to 1209 and encodes 402 amino acids. The transcript has 2 exons. Gene Ontology annotation, biological process: proteolysis. NCBI's taxonomy places the organism in Eukaryota, Fungi, Ascomycota, Dothideomycetes, Mycosphaerellales, Mycosphaerellaceae.
AUGUCGCUAUUUGCUUCGCCUCGCAAGCCAAGCUCGAACGGAGGAUCGGCACCGCCGAACCCACCCAUAGCCCUAGAAUCGCGUUCGCGUGAGCCUUUGCCGGACGAAAUCCAAGUUGGACCGCCGGUAGUCCGCCUGUGGUCGCCAACACCUGCAGAGGCCCGGGAAAUGAGGCAACGCAAAGCCCAGGCGGACAUGAAGGCCAGGCUGGUGGAUUUCAGAGAGAAGAGAAAGAGGGAGGAUGCCCAGAGAGCAGCAGCAAAGGAGACAGAGUUGUCCCAGCCGGACAACAAGCCACCAUGCAGCUCAGGGGCAUUUCCUUCUGCUCACAAGAAGCCACGGUUGGACAAUGGCGACGCCUCUAACAACGUGCAGGAAUCCAGCGGCGGAGGUCCGCUCAAAGUCAAUACCAAAGGCCUGGGACCGCAUCGGUUGAUGGACAUGGCCAUUACUCGACCCGAGCCGCAUCCUCUUCCGCUUGCUCAGUCCGCUCCACACGGUGAUGGUAUGGGCAUUGAUGCUGCGUCCAGUUUCGCGCACUCGAUCCCGGCUAGCGCUCCUCCCAAUCCAGCGGUAAUCCAGACUGGGGACGAAGUCCAGCAGCAGAGGCUUUAUGACUCGUGGACGUCAGCAAUGCGCAAUGACUGGCUAUCGCCGUAUGCGGCCCAGACUCCAAGCUCAGCGACAGGACAUGCUUCAUGGACAAGGCAGGCGAUCCAAGACCGCGGUUUUGGUCAUGUCGCCGUACCGAAGCAUAUGAACGGCGUCUACGCAGCAGCUCGAGACCAGAUUUUCCAAGGCUUGGCACAGCGAGGUCGUCUGCCGUUCCGACCGGACGAAGGCGUCGUCAACGUCUACGGCGUUGCCAACGAAGGCAGCGGGCACUGGAUUGCCUUUCACAUCGACCGAGACCAGAAGAUGGCCAAGGUGGUUGAUUCCAUGAUGCCAAAGACGGAAUAUGGCCGGCGAGAUACCACGAAUCGGAUGAAGACCUUCCUCGACCGCAUGGCCUCCGUUAAGGGUGCUCAUGCAUCCUGGUUAUCCACUCUCGGGCAAUGGCAGGUCAGCUGGGCGGACGAAGCAUACCAGCAGCAGAACAGCGACGAUGGAAGCAUUCACGCCUUGCAGAACUUCACCGACCUGAUGCAUCGCGGGGAGAGAUCAAGCGCUUCCACGACGCUGAUAUCAUCCGACAGCGUCUCGGGCUGA